AUGUCAAAAAUAGAGUUUAGGUGUUAUUUGAAAGAAGUUAAGAAAAGAGAGAUGCCAUUAUCACAACAAGAAAUCCUUUUAAUUAAAAAAAUUGAUAAGAGAAUCAGAAAUAAAGAAACAGUAAGAAAGUCAAAGAAAAGAUUUAAAGAAGAUUUUGUUUUUGAAAAAGAACAAUAUGAAAUUCUCUAUCAUAAAUACCAAGAAGUUAAACAGAAAAAUUUAGAAAUUAUUAAAUUGUUAGAACAAUGUGGUCAUUCAAAUGAUGCUGUUUGUCAACUAAAAGAUCAAAUGAAUAAUCUUAACCAUAAUUUUGUUCAAUUUGAAAUCUAG
Messenger RNA from Entamoeba nuttalli P19, 330 nucleotides. RefSeq lists its product as hypothetical. The transcript has a single exon. Bases 1 to 330 code for a protein of 109 amino acids. The record is from RefSeq and is a predicted model, not a curated record. Lineage: Eukaryota; Evosea; Mastigamoebida; Endamoebidae.